Messenger RNA from Symbiodinium necroappetens, 1367 nucleotides. The record is from the annotation of a GenBank genome assembly. NCBI's taxonomy places the organism in Eukaryota, Dinophyceae, Suessiales, Symbiodiniaceae.
GUGGCUGGCCACUGGAUUAACACCAGGGAGGAAAUGGGGCUUGAUGGCUUCGAAUGCGGUGCCUGUGUGCAGAUCGUGGGCAAGAAGUAUUCAGAUCUGAACGCGCAGCGUGUGCAGGAGCUGUUCUUCACAGACGGCCUCAAACUGGACAUCGGCAUAGACUGGAAACAACCUCAGUGGGUGAACCAGCAUGGCGAUCUUGUAGGCAGCAAGACUGCCAGUGACACCUUCGUGGCGGAGUUGAUUCCUACGGCUGCCAUAGACCUGCGCCGAUACCGGGCGCAGGGAGCACAGAAUCUUUGCCUCACUGUUCAGAGCGACGCUUCGCUGGCGGGGGUAAGCUGCGGCCUCGAGUCGGAUGCGACAACAUGCCGCACCAGCGACGUGGGCAGCUACGUGGGCGCUGGCUGGGUCCUGGUGCGCCGUUCUCUCAAUGGCGCUUUCAAGAGGGCUGCCGGUUUGACCCGCAUCCACUCGAAGUACCAUGCGCACGUGCAUGGCCCUGCUUCAAACGAUCCUCUGGGACCUGAGUUUGCUCGAGGUUAUGACGCCACAGACUUUGACCAGUUCUUGUUUGCCACGGGUGAUUGCCAGAAGUGGAUGAUUAUGGAGAAAACAGAAGUCCUUGACAACUAUGGCUACGCCAACCAGUCAAGGAGAAUAUUGAAGUCGCACACGAGCAGCGUGCCUUACAGCGCCAGGAUGUACAGGGGAAGUGAUGCCUACAACGACCCUCUAUUCGGCUUCGGCAACCAAGACCCCAAUCCGGCCUUCGAAACCGUCUAUAUCCAUGGCGAUCCAUUCCCGGUCGCAGUGAAACCCCGUCCCGGUGCCACCACCUUGUACUCUGAGGAAAUGAGCAAUGGAGCGGCUUUCCAAGUGCCUUCGGCUCUCAGCCACCACGGCCUCAACGUCUUCAUCCGUACGGGCCGGUACGGGCUGCAUAGUUCUAAGAGCAAAGCUGAGACCGAUGCGACAACUUGCAACUCGAACGACGUGGGACAUGGCUGGAUUCUGGUUCGCCGCACUGAAUCCGGGAGGUUCUCUGCGAAUGAUGACUUGGCCGGAACGGCCGAAUAUGGCACGCCUCAUCAAAAUCCGCAGGGGUCUGCUUUCAGCCGCAGGUUUGACACGAUGAGUUUCGAUGAGUUCCUGUUCGCCACCGGCACCUGCCAGAAGUGGAUGAUUAUGAAAAAGUCACAGGUCCAGGGCAGGUACACCAAUGCCAAACGUGGGAUCUUGAAGUCGCACGUACAAGGUCAACCAUACGCCGCCAGAAUGUACAACCGUGGUGCGAUCGUUCCGGCAGACCCCCUGCUCAGCUUCGAAGAUCACAAUUCCAAUUGGGACACCGUUCUAUACGCGGA